Messenger RNA from Polistes canadensis, 1286 nucleotides. RefSeq names its product juvenile hormone acid O-methyltransferase (gene jhamt). The transcript has 5 exons. The record is from RefSeq and is a predicted model, not a curated record. NCBI's taxonomy places the organism in Eukaryota, Metazoa, Arthropoda, Insecta, Hymenoptera, Vespidae. The coding region runs from base 166 to 1029 and encodes 287 amino acids.
AAACUCUGCUCGAAAAGUCAGUAGUGAGAAAGUUCGCGGGCAUCAUAUUGAAGUCAUAUACACGACUGUAUAUUAAGAGUUGAUAUUUAUGUGCAUUGAUAAAAAAAGAAAAAGAUCAAUUAUCAUUUAAUCAAAGUGUACCUCUUAGGUGUAUAUGAUCUUAAGAUGGAGAAAGUCAAUGAAUACUUGAAUGCAAGCAAAUUUCAAUACCGCGAUACUUUAGAGAUCGUAGAGGAAUUCAACAAGGAAUUAGGAGAAAUGUAUGGACAAUGCAUCGAUAUUGGUUGCGGCCCUGGACUUGUUACCACCGAAUUGAUCUUACCAAGAUUGCCACAAGAAUCCGUGAUAAUCGGUGCAGAUAUAUCUAAUGCCAUGUUGGAACACGCAAAAACAAAUUAUUGCAACAAUUUACGCUUAUCCUUUCUUCAUCUGGACAUCGAAACUUUGAAUUUGCCAGAGGAGCAAAUAGAACGUUACGAAAAUGUUGUUUCAUUUUAUUGUCUUCAUUGGUGUCAAAAUACGCGGCUUGCCUUCGAGAAUAUCUUCAAAUUACUUCGACCUGGUGGCAAGGCAUUGAUUAUGUUCCUCGCAUACAACGAUGGCUUCGAUGCUUACGUCAGAAUACACGAAAAUCCACGGUAUCAACCGUAUAUGCAGGAUGCACAUAAAUACAUCCCGUACUUUCAUUAUUGCAACGAUUCGAGAGGUGCAUUGAGAUCCAUGCUAGAGGAGACCGGAUUCAAUGUUCUCCAUUGCAGUAAACGUGAAAAGAGCUUCAUCUAUCAAAAUAUUCAAAGUUUGAAAAGACACGCGCUCGCUGUUAAUCCAUUCAUUUCGAGAAUACCAGAUAAUUACAAAGAAGAAUUCGAAGACAUUCUGAUACGCGAAAUAACAAGCAAAAAAAUUCUAUUUACGAAUAAAGCUGACAAAUGUCAACAAGAGUAUAGUGUGUUAGACAGAUAUCAUAUUUUAGUGACGUAUUUACAGAAACCAUAUACCUCAGACGAUGCAAUUAAUAAAAAUAUCUAAUGUAGUUAUUUUUUUAUAAAUAAAAAACUUAGUAGAUAAAAGAAAAUAGAUCGAUAAAAUGGAAAAACGUAGCUAAGAGUAUGCGAAAUAACAAAUCUCAGAAACGCAUGUAAUAUUUCGCACAUCUAACGCUGUGUUUCAUAAAAAUUAAUAGAAAGAACAACAAAAAAAUAGAAAAGAUUCAAACGUCCUACGACAAUAAAGUUUAUUGUAUACUGUGCCUUUAAUUUUACAAUACAAUACAGCCAUUUAUAGAA